Molecule: messenger RNA, 1671 nt
Organism: Nomascus leucogenys (northern white-cheeked gibbon)
Lineage: Eukaryota; Metazoa; Chordata; Mammalia; Primates; Hylobatidae
Source: RefSeq, a predicted model, not a curated record
GCGUCCCUGAGCCGCGUCCACCUCGCGCUCCCUGUCACGGCGUUCGUCCCCGGGACUGGCGCCCGCGUCCGGCCCGGCUCCGCGGCGGCUUGGUCCGAUGGCGCCUCAGCGGAGGACCGCAACCAAGGCGCCCGAGGGCAACGGAGCGUCUGAGCGCCGGAACCGGAGCAGCACCAAGAAGGACCGAGCCCCACGGGAGGUGCAGAGGCUGUGGCAGAGGCCGUGGCUAAGGACCGCGGGCCUGGGGGCCGGCCUUGUGCUCACCGCACUUCUGCUCUGGAGCAGCUUGGGGGCUGACGAUGGGGUCGCAGAGGUCCUGGCCCGCCGUGGCGAGGUCGUGGCAGGGAGAUUCAUCGAGGUGCCCUGCUCUGAGGACUACGACAGUCACCGCAGGUUCGAAGGCUGCACCCCCAGGAAGUGCGGCAGAGGUGUGACCGAUGUCGUCAUCACCAGGAAGGAAGCAGAGCGGAUUCGCAGCAUAGCUGAGAAGGGGCUCUCCCUGGGAGGAUCUGACGGAGGGGCAUCCAUUCUGGACUUGCACUCAGGGGCCCUGUCUGUCGGGAAGCACUUUGUGAACCUGUACAGAUACUUCGGGGAUAAAAUACAGAACAUCUUCUCAGAGGAGGACUUCCAGUUAUAUCGGGAGGUGCGGCAGAAGGUCCAGCUCACCAUUGCGGAGGCUUUCGGCAUCAGCGCGUCCUCGCUGCAUCUGACCAAGCCCACCUUCUUCUCCCGCAUAAACAGCACGGAAGCGCGGACGGCGCACGACGAGUACUGGCAUGCGCACGUGGACAAGGUGACCUACGGCUCCUUCGACUACACCUCACUGCUGUACCUCUCCGACUACCUGGAGGACUUCGGCGGAGGGCGGUUCGUGUUCAUGGAGGAGGGCGCCAACAAGACGGUGGAGCCAAGAGCUGUCCCAGAGCCCCAGCCAUGCCCAGCCUGGUGCAGACACAGCAGUGCCAGUGGGCAUUUGCCGAGCGGACAGUCAUCCUCUGCUCCUUGAACUUAUCUCCAGCUUGUUUAUUUUGAGAUUCCUGUUAUUUGUACUUGCCUUUCUCAGGUUAGUUUAGGACUUCAGUUUGCAAGCUCAGUUUGAGGGACUCUCUCUUUCCAUGACUACCUGUGACAGGUGGCCUGAGCUGCCCGGCCACUUCAUGCCAUCCUGCCUCCCUCAGCUGCUCCCUGGCCACAGGCUGGACAGUUCCUGCUGCAGCCAGUGGCUGGCCAAGCCCCCUCCCUGCAGCUGGCUUCAGGCCAUGUGUGUCGCAGCCCUGGGCACAGUCUCCCCUGGUGUGGACUGGGGGCGUUUGGCCUGACUGCGUCCUGGACUCGCUCUGCCUUCAUGUCAGUUGUUCUGAGUCAUCUCUGCAUUAGGGGAAGGGUUUGGACGUCCAGCCUCUGCAAGCAGGAGCCCAGCCUGUCUGCCCUCACCCCAGAAGUCCCAGUCACAGCAGUUUUGUGGGAAAAUGAAAAACUCACAGAGCACAAGACAGGCGUUUUCUUGAGAAGUCAAAGCAGCCAAAGCCUCCUGGGACUCGAAAUUACACAACUUUUUAGCAUAUUUUGAUCUUAGUCAUUUUAAGCAUGAUACGUACUUGAGUCAAACAUUUUGUAUCACGAUCUUCUUUCAGAUAAUUAAAACCUGUCUCCUGCAUGGGUCUCUAA